GGCCCGAGGGUGUCGGCUCCCCCGCCGUGGCCGGCCGGUGGGAGCCGAGCCGGAGAUCUAAGCCGGCGGACGGGGCAGGGCUGCGGGGUGCCUGCCGCCUUCCCGGCGGGGGCGGCUGUGACCGCCGGCGUCCUGCGGAGCGGCUAGACCGCCGCGAUGUCCGCCGAGCUUCCCGGCGGGCAGCCCUCGUGGGCUUGCCUGGGGGCAAUCCCCCCUGCCCGCAGCGCAGGAGGGACUUCCGCGUUUGCCCGUGGUCGGAAGUAGAAAUUAGGCUAAUGAGGCAUUUUAACAGAGGGGAGACUCCCUGACUUGCCACUGCUAAUUAGGGCCGCGGUUGUUUUGGCUUCUUUUUUUUUCUUUUUUCCCCAAUCUCUGUCAAUACUUCAGCGAUAGGGUAUCUAAGGAACCGAUUUAGCAAGUCGUCUCAGAGUCUGUCGAUGAAAAGUCUUAAUUACUUCUGGACGAGAUGGGUGUUUGAAACAGUGCGUGGGAAACCGUAAUGCGCAAGGGAAUAGUACGCGUGCAAAAUUAGAACCAAAAUUAAUGGAAUGCAAAACUACAUCAACUAUUCUCGUGGUACUUCAGAAAUGCGUACAUUUUUUUUUAAAAAUAAAAAAGUUUAUGAAUAAUGUAAACAAACAGAACCUACACAAUGCAAAUAGUGAAAACCAUUUGAAUACGUGUGCCUUGUGCUUGAGAGGAAGUAGUGGGAAGUUCUUUUUCUCCUGAUUUGUAAAUGGAAUAAAAGACAGGUAUUUGACUUUUGCUGCAACGGUUCAUAGUUCUGUACUGUCGAGGUUAUGAACUCCGUUUCAGCCGAUAAAUACUUAAGUUCUGACAGGUAAACUCUUGGGGGGGGGGGGAAUUGGCCGUUAUCCUUAACAGUUGCCUAUCAUCAAAAAUAACAUGUUUGAACCCCUAAAAGUUUUAAAGACUUGUAAUGAAAUACUUACAGAGACUCACUCUUGGGAUCCCCAAUCUAAUCUAUAGUCUAGGAAUCUCAGUGCUCUUUCUAAUAAACUUUCAGUUUAAUUUUGAACAAGGGAAUUUCUUUAGAACAGUAUUUAGACAAUCUGUAUGUAAUAAAUAUGCUAUAAGUUGUAAUAAGACCUGUAAUUCUAAGAGUUAAUUUCAUGAAAGUUUAGUUAAAAAAAAAAAACCAAAACAAAAACAAAAAAACAGCUCCCCCCCUCCAAAUUGUAGCAAAUCUUCAGACACAACGAAGAGCACACAGACCCGGUUUUAUAAUGCCGUAUGUUUUACCACUGGGAGCACCUUGAUUUGGGUUAAGUUUUGUUGAAUGCUGGUAGAGCUGGCUUGUGUUUAACACUUUGAUUCUUCCACUGAAACCUGUAGCACAGCCUUAUUUUUUUCAGUUCUGUCCCCCUGCUAAAUUAUUCAGAUGGUGGGUUAUCUGUGCUGUGGUGGGCUGUUCUGUGUAUCUGCGUGAAAUGUCUUUGAAUCAUACCAGGCUGACUAGUGCAGUACAAAAGCAGUUGUACUUCUUCCUAGAAUAGCUGAGCUCAGUGUGUGACUCUUCUGCUCACAUACACAUGGGGCUGAGGAGUCCUGCGGGGUUUGAGUAGGCUCCACCUAGAUGCUCAAGUCAUCUAGAAUGAGCUUGGGUCCUAUUUCUGGCUAAUGCUGAUCCCAAGGGAGUCAAGCUCUGUGCGAGUCAACAGUGCUCUAGGAAGGCUCUGUGAGUUUGAAUGGUAUAGUCCCUUUUUCUCUUCUAACUAGUGUUGGAUAACAGAGACUUGAUUCUGUGUCAGUGAAGCAUCACAGUAGUUAUUUAAACCACAGUAGCUAAAGUUAGUGAUCUAAAUUUGUUUUGAUUUGACUUUUUAGGUAAGAUGCAGGUUGAUGUGCUGUAUCUUUAUCUAUGUAAUCACGUACCUUAAUGCUUUUUGCUGUGUUAGCAACUAUUGAAGGAUGGCCAUCUUUAUGUGGGAAUAGAUGCCUGUUUUAGCAGGUAUGUGAUUUAUAGCCAAGAAAAGAGCAAAACUGCUGUCACAAUAAGAGAUCUAUAAAUUGAGACCCCUAAAGGUUUCUGAUUUAGUUGCACAAAAAAAAAAAAGUGUUUAAUUUUUUACUGGAGAUUUCUAUCAAGUUGCACUUGGAUAGAAAUUGGAAUUUAAGAAGAUAAAGCAGUGUUGUUAUGUUGACCAGAACUACUCUUAGUAAGUUUUAUUAAUCUAUUUUUUCUGUAGUUAGUUUAAUUUACAACAAAUGAAAUAAUAAACAAGAAUAGUACCCAUUGUAAUCAACUGAUUGUUUUUCUUUCCAGGAAUCAAAUCUUUCAAAGCUGUUAAAACACCUAGAGAUGUUGAUAGGAAGCUAUAUGCAUUUCUUCCCUCUCCCUCCAAAGGCUGGAUAAGCUUUGACGGUGCCAACGUACUCCUAAAUCCGGUUAGGUCUCUCUCAGAAGGCACAGAUAAGAGUCCAGGGAAUGGAACCGUCCAUGUAAUAUGCAGUUGAGCAGAUAUCCAGGUUCCUGUUCCACACCCACCCCAAUGGUAUCAGAAUGUCUUCCAGACUUCUUGCCGAUAAAAAAUAUUAGAAAACAAGACUAGCAUCUGUCAAAUGGGGCUCCCUCUCCAUUUCUCUCUACACACCUUUCCUUUGGGGGGAGAAGAAGAGGAGAAUAGCAUGAAAAGUGCAAAAUGUUUCAAAUUCCUGUUCAAAAUCUUGAUAAUAUCAGGAAGGCUCGAAAAAAGGUGAAGGGCAUUCUUGUGGAUCUUGGGCUUGACAGCUGCAGGGAAUUGUUGAAGAAUCUUAAAAGUUUUGACCCAGGUGAAAAAUACUUUUGUAACACUUCAUGGAGUGAUGUCUCUCCUUGGGAGUCUGUGGGCAAAAGGAAGAGAUACAGAACAAAGCCGUACUGCUGUAGCUUAUGCAAGUUCUCGUCAAAAUUGCUUACUUCAUUCAAGAAUCACUUGCACCGUUACCACGAGGAUGAAAUGGACCAAGAGCUGGUGGUUCCUUGCCCAAAAUGUGCAUUUGCUUCUGAUCCCAAAAUAGUGGGAAAACAUAUCCGGAUGUUUCAUUCAUCUAAUAAAAGAAUACAGAACUAUACAGUCAGCAUUUUGGAUGGCAUGAAACAAUUCAGGAGUGACAUCAUAAACUUUACAUGUCUAAAAUGUCACUUUACAGACACAUUGUAUUACAAUAUGAAGAAACAUGUGCUGAUGAACCAUUUUCAAAACUUAAUAAGUAUAUAUUUUGGCCAGAAACCUCAUGAAAGUAAAGAGAAUUCUAUUGAGCACUACUGUAAAAAAUGUAAUGCUUCUGCAAACAGCCAAGAUUCUUUAAUGUAUCAUGUCUUGACAGCUGAAACACACCGAGACCUGGAGAACAAACUUAGGUCUGUGAUUUCAGAACAUAUUAAGAAACCAGGACUCGUGAAACAAAUGCAUAUUGCUCCAAAGCCUCCCCAAGGUGUGGCAGUGGCUGCUCCAUCUGCAGGGCCUGUCGCUGCCCCAGCAGGUUCCGUCACAGCUCCAGCUUGCGUCCAGCUUGCAUUUCCACAGAAUAAUCAAACCCAGAGUGCGGUGCAGCCAACAGCAGUUCAAACCCAGGGUGUUGGGCAGCCAACAGCAGUUCAAACCCAGGGUGUUGGGCAGUCAACAGCAGUUCAAACGCCAGGUGUCGUGCAGCCAACAGGAGUUCAAAACCAGGCUGUUGUGCAGCCAACAGGAGUUCAAACCCAGGGUGUUGUGCAGCCAACAGCAGUUCAAAAUACAGUCAGAUCACUGACUGUUCCAAGUGCCUCUGGUAGCCUUCCAUAUGCAACUUCUGCUCCGGUUGUUACCCCAUCGCAUGUUACUCUGGUAUCUAGUAAUCUUCCUGUAGGUCAGAAUAACCUUAAUAUUCAGCCAUCACCUUCCCAGCCUAUCAUUGUUUCCCACAGGCUCCCCCUUAAUCAGCCUGUGAGGGCUGGAGCUAUUCCUCUUAAUCAUUCUGUUGGGACCAUAAACAGAACUGUGGCCCCUGCAGUUCUUCCUCUUAAUCAACCUGUCAGGCCUGGGCUCUUUCCUAUUAAUCAACCCAUUGGUACUAUAAGUGGUCCAGUUGCAGCUGCAACGCUACCUGUAACUCAACCUGUCAGCCCUGUGAAUCGACCGGUUGCACCAGGAGUCCUCCCUGUGAAUCGACCGGUUGCGCCAGGAGUUCUUUCCGUCAGCCAGUCGCUUGGGAAUGUGACUAGACCCAUUGGUCCCAGGGUCCUUCCUGUGGCGCAGACAGUUGCGUCGGGCGUUCUCCAGUUUAACCAGCCUGUUGCCUCGGGGGUUGUUCCUGUCAGACAGCCUGUCAGACCGGGCUUUCUUCAGUUUAAUCAACCUGUUGCCCCAGCAGUUAUCCCGGUAAAUCAGCCAGUUCAACCUGCAGUUUCUCAAAACACAACUUUUUUGACUGCGGGUUCUAUACUUAGGCAGUUGAUUCCAACCGGUAAGCAGGUUAAUGGGAUACCUACGUACACGCUUGCCCCAGUUUCAGUUACUCUGCCUGUACCUCCUGGUGGUGGAGUAGCAACCGUUACGCCACCACACGUGCCCAUCCAACUAAUGCAGCCUGGGACAGUAACUCAGUUGUCGCAGUCACCGGCUAGCGCACCCUCUCCUCCAGUGGUUUUAACGUCUCAGAAUAUAGCAUUACAAGCCUCCCCGCCUGGUCCCGAAACGAGUCAGGCUAUCAGGCAGGCUAAGCAGUGGAAGACUUGCCCUGUUUGCAAUGAGCUUUUCCCGUCAAAUGUCUACCAGGUGCACAUGGAGGUGGCCCACAAACAUGGUGAAGUAAAAAUGGAGGAAGCGCUGGAACCUGACAAACUUGCAGCUUGCGCACCCUUUCUAAGGUGGAUGACAGAAAAGACGGUCCGGUGUUUCUCCUGUAAAUGUUUUCUCUGUGAGGAAGAGCUCAUGAAACAUCUCUUGAUGCAUGGCUUAGCUUGCUUGUUUUGCACAGUUACUUUCCAUGACUUAAAAAGCCUCGUGGAGCACAAUAAAACUACACACAAUGGGAAAAAGCAGUUACAUGCGGAUUAUAGCAACAGAGGAUUUCAACUAGGUAAUGAUGCUCAGGGUGACCUUGUAUUUCCACACUUUGAUUUCAGUACAGCGUUACCAAAAGAAGACAUCGGUGAAAGAGAAGUACAUUUGGCAGUGCUUGCUGGACUAAAUUCAAGGACACUUGUGCCUGUUUACAUCAAAGUGAAACCUCAGACAGCAGAAGUGAACAAUAGGUGCAACAAAAAAGUGUUAACCUGUCCCUUUUGCUUUGGUACGUUUGUUAGUAAAGAAAUCUAUGAAAUGCAUUUGAAAGAGCGGCAUCAUAUAAUGCCAACUGUACAUACAAUUUUAAAGUCUCCUGCUUUCAAGUGCAUCCACUGUUGUGGUGUGUACACUGGAAAUAUGACUCUAACAGCUAUUGCUGUACAUUUGCUCCGUUGUAGAAGUGCUCCCAAAGACAGCAACUCAAGCGUGAAGAUGCAGCUUGAGCGUACUGAGAAGAAAGAGCUACUGUUUGUGAAUGGUGAAAAGCAUGACUCUGUGUUACUGAAAAGAAAGCAAUCGGAUUCCUGCUUUGUUGCAGAAGACCAAAGGAAUAAGGAACAGCAGCCUCUGAGCUUAAGUACUGGCAUAGCUCUAGCUCCAGAAAAAGAAGUGAAUUCAGGGGUAGUGCCUUUCAAACGACAAAAGAUUAAUACUAGAACUGAGAUGAAGAAGCUUCCUUCGAGUGAGGAUCUUCGCAUUCUAGCAGUAGAUCCUAAACAGUAUGAUCACAAUUCGUAUGAGGCUCAAAAACAGUUUUUGACAGACUACUUUCACGAGAGGCCAUAUCCUUCUAAAAAAGAGAUGGAAUUACUUUCUUCGCUGCUAUAUGCGUGGAAAAUUGAUGUUGCAACAUUCUUUGGAAAAAGGAGGAAUAUAUGCUUAAAGGCGAUAAAUAGUCACAAACCAUCUGUGCUGCUGGGUUUCAGUAUGUCUGAACUAAAAAAUAUUAAGCACAGUUUGAAUAUAAAAGAUGAACCAUUAGAUAUGUAAACAAGCUUUUUAUAACAGCUGAAAGCAAUCCAUAAUUGCAUACUUAUCGAUUUAGCAGUUUAUUGUAUUACUUGUUUUAACUUGCAGACUGGCCUGUUGAAGGGUGCAGUAGUACAAAAAGUCUCGUUCAGUUGUGACUGUUAUUGUGAAAGGCACACAUAGUUGUGUAUUUGAAAAAGCUAAAACCUUCAGACUUACACAUCUGGAAUUUGUUUUAGCUUUUUACUUUUUCUGGAGUAGUGGGGUUUUUUGGGUUUUUUUGUUCCGUUUCCCUUUCUUCCCCUCCAGGCUCCCAUUACACUUUUUAUACCACCAUGGAAAACAUUUGUCCUGUUAAAACCAAAUUUUAUUUUAUUUUUCUGCAAUGUCAUCAUCUUUUCUAAACAAUAAAAUGUGUAAUAUUGGUUAAAAUACUGAGGUAAACUACGUGAAAAACAUCUAUUUGAUUAUUUGUGUUUUUAAGUCCUCCUAAUUUUUUUAACCUAUUUUUGUUCUAUCUACUCAAGAAGUGAUUGUAGCCUUUACAGCCAUCGCCCCUUCAAAUUCCCAAUGCACUGGUAGCAAUAAAAUACAUGGCAAUCUCUUUUUUUUUUUUUCUUAGUCAAAAUACCUGUGCCAGUUAACUCUGGUGACUUGUAGUAUCUAACUAGUGUUAACAUGGUGGGGAUUGAGGGGCUUGGGGUGCCUAUUGAAGUGUUACAAUUAACUGACUUCAAAUGGUUGUGUUAUUACCUGUUAAAUAGAUCUUGCUAACCAGAAGUGUUUACUCUUUUUGUUGGUGUUGAAGCCUGGUUGUUUAAAUACCUGUUGUUAAAAGCUUGGUAGCAGCUUCUGGUUUCUUUUUCAAAAAGCAAAACUGCUUUGGAGAGUGUCAGAUUGUUUUGAUACAUGGAGUAUAUGACUUCUGUGCACAUCACUUAUCUGUAGAAGCCCUAUCCAAAUAUCACCCAAGUUUGGUAAAAAAUCUGAUCUUUAUUUUAAAUUGCUGUUGGGUGAGGUAGUAACUGAGCAGCGCCUCCUCCCCAGCAAAUUAGAUACAUGGCUUGAAGUCCUUUGAGUCAGAAAUUGUACAGGCUGAAACUGGAUGAAUUGGUAACAUCAAGACUUUAAACUGUUGAGUACCUGAACCAAUGAUACUCAUGUAGUGAUUGUUUUUAAUUGUCCUAUAGAGAGCAUAAGAAUAUUAUAAAACCCAAGUAGACUAUCUGGUUCAAUAUGAGCUAGCAUCUCUAUUACAGAUUACAGAAAAGCUGUUGGGAAAGUUCACCGAGUUGAACAAACUAUAGUACUGGUGGCCACAUUGAGGCCCUGUUUAGUACUGUCCGUCCUUUCUGGAUAUGCUUUGUUUCAUCUGGCUUGUCAAACAGUGCCUCUGAUAUUCAUUAAUAGCCAGCUAUAUAAUAAAUAACCUAUAAUAUGCAUUAUUUUUUCUUCCUCCUCUUCAUCCCCCUCUCCCCACCCUUCUUUCCCAGAAAUAAAAAAAAAAAAAGAGCAGGCUCUUCUGUCAGUUCACUUGUGCCAGUGUUACAAGGAAAGGGUGAUAUGCCCAAGCUUAUUUCUAUUUUUUUAGGUAGUAAGCAUACUUUUGCCUUGUGCAAUAGUUUUUAAAGCAGAUACAGAAUGUUUUUUGUGCCGUUUCUAAAAGGGCGUGACGUUUUUAGCAGAAUUUGGUGACUGUCCACCUGAGGUUCUGUAAGCUGUUUGAAAUUCUAUUUUGGAUACAAUCUUGAUAUUUUCAUAUUGAUCACUUCAAAGAAUUUUAAUGUAUAUGUAACAUACAGUUACUUAAACUGAGAGAAUCUGCUAUUUGGAAAAACCUAGUCAUUUAAUAGCAGUGUUGAACAAAGAUAAGUACCAUUUAUGGGAUUGUCUGCACGCCCCACCCCAAAGAGUGACAGUAAGAAGCAGUGUGUUCUUAUGGCCUAAUAAUAGCUCAUUAAAAAUAAAAAAAAUGAUAUUUGGGCAUAGCACAGUUCAUGAACCAGUUGGAAGGGCUCUGAGUGGGCAAGAGGGAUGCUCUAUAGAAGUUCUGAAAUCUAGGCACUCAUUUUCACUCUUAAAACCUCGAUACUGUGAGCCCUGUCAUCUCUGGGGUAGUUCUGCUGGUAUUGGUGAAACUCCAGCAGGGAGGAAUUUGGCAGCGUGCACCUGGGGAAGGCUUGCCAUGAACGGUUAAAGAUUGUUCUUGAGAUAACAGCAUGGCUCGGAGUGGGGAGCUGGGAAGUCAUUUCAGGGUUCAUCCAUGCUUGGGGCACCAAGGGAGCAGUCCAGUCUUACCAGAGUUUUCCUACAUAGUGUCCAGUGUUGAUGUUGAGCAUUUUAUUUAUUGGACUUUGAUUUCACAGUUUCAAAUAAACCAGCUUUCUAACUUUC
Messenger RNA from Aquila chrysaetos chrysaetos, 8414 nucleotides. RefSeq names its product ADNP homeobox 2 (gene ADNP2). Gene Ontology annotation, cellular component: nucleus. The record is from RefSeq and is a predicted model, not a curated record. The coding region runs from base 2664 to 6041 and encodes 1125 amino acids. Gene Ontology annotation, biological process: regulation of gene expression. The transcript is spliced from 5 exons. NCBI's taxonomy places the organism in Eukaryota, Metazoa, Chordata, Aves, Accipitriformes, Accipitridae. Gene Ontology annotation, molecular function: DNA binding.